CAAGUUUUUAUUGAUAAAGUAAAAAAUCUAGCUAAUCAAGGUCUUGCAGAACAUACUAGAAGUACAGGUUUUAUUGAAAAGGAAAUUUUACAUAUUAUGAAUCAUUCAAUUAUAACUGGAGAUACUCCAACUGGUUUAUUAUAUCAG
Funneliformis caledonium is the source of this 147-nucleotide messenger RNA. The record is from the annotation of a GenBank genome assembly. NCBI's taxonomy places the organism in Eukaryota, Fungi, Glomeromycota, Glomeromycetes, Glomerales, Glomeraceae.